CUGCCGUCCUGAGCUCCAAUGCAUGAGACGCACUAUACCAAUCCCAGAAAGGCCUGAGUUCACCGUGCUCGAAUACCCGGGAUGGCUUGAGUAUCGCGUACAAGCCCCCGGAGCCACCGCCAAAUUCAGCGGUCUUGGCGUCGGUGCUUGUGUCGUUCUGGGCGUAGCAUACUUCUGGCAGACGAUCAUAUCAAGUCCGCGCUACGCAGUGUUCACUGCAGUCGUAGUGCUCUUCCACUUGUACAGUCACUUGACAAACCUGCUCUGGGAGUCUGUCGUUAUCCUACCCUCGUUGGGAAUACAACUGGAAACCCACAGGGGCUUCCUCGGCUUCCCGCUGUUUGCGGCGCGACGCUUCAUACCCUGGUCAUCACUAGAAGACUUCCUCAUCAACGAGGGCAUACGCGGAUGGGAUAUCCGUUACUACCUAGUAGCGCUUCACCGCACCCAGCAAGGUGCACUAAAACUGGAUGUCGCCUUUGAGAGCAUCCUCCCUCGCUUCCCAAUCUUGCUGAAGGUGUACCACGGCGUCCGGGAAGCGUUGCAGACAGAGAAUGAGCGAGCGAACAGCCAGAUACAUAGCACUGAUGAUAGCAGUAGAUCGGCUUCAACAGACAGCGGGGCCAAUAAAUAG
Trametes versicolor FP-101664 SS1 is the source of this 634-nucleotide messenger RNA. RefSeq lists its product as uncharacterized. The transcript has 4 exons. Gene Ontology annotation, cellular component: glycosylphosphatidylinositol-N-acetylglucosaminyltransferase (GPI-GnT) complex. Bases 23 to 634 code for a protein of 203 amino acids. NCBI's taxonomy places the organism in Eukaryota, Fungi, Basidiomycota, Agaricomycetes, Polyporales, Polyporaceae. Gene Ontology annotation, biological process: GPI anchor biosynthetic process. The record is from RefSeq and is a predicted model, not a curated record.